Messenger RNA from Oncorhynchus nerka (sockeye salmon), 5504 nucleotides. Its product is annotated as major facilitator superfamily domain-containing protein 6-like. Bases 1502 to 4048 code for a protein of 848 amino acids. Gene Ontology annotation, cellular component: plasma membrane. The transcript is spliced from 7 exons. Gene Ontology annotation, biological process: antigen processing and presentation of exogenous peptide antigen via MHC class I. NCBI's taxonomy places the organism in Eukaryota, Metazoa, Chordata, Actinopteri, Salmoniformes, Salmonidae. The record is from RefSeq and is a predicted model, not a curated record.
AAUUAUCAAUAACUCCUUAGAAUACUAUAUCUACUAAUAUUGCUCUAAUAAUGACAAGUAAUAAAUCAUGAACUAAAACAAUGCGAGCCUCGCACUGGGCCUCCAUGUCCUCACGGUGGGGAGGGUGAUCGGAGAGUGAGCACAGCCCGUUCCCUGCUGAGUUGACCCUGGGUCUGGGUUCUCCCUCGCCCUCGUAUCCCCACGGCGAGUAGGUACUAGACACUUGGUAGUGAGUGUUGCAACAGAGGACAGACUAUUUUUCCAUGCUUCAGGUCCUGUUCUGUGAGCUUGUGUGGCCUACCACUUUGUGGCUGAGUCGUUGUUGCUCCCAGACGUUUCCACUUAACAAUAACAGCCCUUAGUUGACUGGGGCAGCUCUAUUAUGGCAGAAACUUGACAAACUGACUUGUAGGAAAGGUGGCAUCCUUUGACUGUGACCCGUUGAAAGUCACUGAGCUCUUCAGUAACGCAGUAACCUGUCAGCAACAGGUGUAGUUGAAAUAGCCGAAUCCACUAAUUUUAAGGGUGUCCACAUAGUGUAUAUUACAAAUUCCAAUUGGUUGUGGCUAACGCUAACUAGGUGGAUUACAUUAGCUAGGUUAGGGUAAAGGUUAGGAGUUUGGAGUUAGGGAAAGGGUUAGCUAACAUGCUAAGUAGAUGCAAAGGAGCUCAAACAUAUGAAGUAGUUGCUAAUUAGCUAAUCCAACCAUCCUCCUUUCGUUUUUUGCCUGAAGCAACCUUCUGUUUUAUCUAACCAUACCAAACGCAACAUAUCAUACUCAUUUGAGUGUCCCGGAUUUCGGUUUACUAUGUUACAUCCAGUCUAUGAGACCAGCCUGUCAAGGGGAACAAACGCUGCUAUUUAUCUGUUACUUUUAUUUCUUAUUCUUAUUUUUUUUUAGAAUAAAAAUAUAUAUAUUUUAAACUGCAUUGUUGAUUAAGGGCUUGUAAGUAAGCAUUUCACUGUAAGGUCUACCUGUUGUAUUCGGCGCAUGUGUCAAAUACGAUUUGAUUUGAAAUGCAGCUAUUCUAACAAGCGAGUGGCUUUAAUCUGCUCUGCGCUUUUUAUUUAUGUCUGCUUAAAUUAAAGAACUGGACAUGCAGAAAGCAAUAUCGACGAGGACAAGAAGCCACUUUGGACUAUCAGUGCAUUCAUCAUCAUUGAGUAAAUGCGCAGUCAGUCUCAUUUUAGGCUGCACACACGCCACAACAGUCUGGAACUCUGAAAUAGUCCGGCAGUCGUGAGCGGGCGAGAAAUUACGUCAGUCUAGACUUCUCCGAAAAAGAUGUGUGUUCAACAUGAAUAGCCCCGUAUACGUUUGAACGCGUAUAAUUAUAGAACGGAUUUUUUUGACGGUGACAUUAGCUGCCUGUCCGCAUAUUCAUCCUAUGAAAGUCGUCGCCAAUAGGACAGCUAAAUUAUGGGCUCGAGAAGAUACAUUGUAGAAAAGCGGACUCAGACAACAUUGAGACAUUGAAACAAUAAUUUGGAGAGAGAGAGAUGGCGAGUGACGACCAGGUGGCCAUCUUGACGGAUGACGAGGGGUAUCAGAAGAGGAAGUAUGUCCUGGCAGAACCCUUCAACACCUUGUCCAACACCCUGGAGCAGAUACCGGUGGGCGCGGGCCCCACCUCUGCCUCCCAAGGUCCAGAGUCUCCCCCCACAGACAAACCUGACUCACCCUCCUCCAACCCCAGUAAUGACUGCCUGGAGAGGAACUGCGUGCGGAUCGACAACCACCUCCUCAUCUCCAAGGUCUUCUACUUCUUCUUCUAUGCAGCCUAUGGGUCCCUACACCCACUGCUGCCUGUGUACUACAAACAGCUGGGGAUGACUCCCAGUCAGAGCGGCUUGCUGGUCGGGAUCCGGUACUUCAUCGAAUUUUGUAGUGCCCCCUUUUGGGGGGUGGUGGCGGACCGCUUCAAGAAGGGCAAGGUGGUGCUUGUGUUCUCCGUUUUCUGCUGGCUGGUGUUCAACUGCGGAAUCGGCUUCAUCAAGCCUGCCUCCAUAACAUGCGUGGAGAGGAAACCCACAGUCGCACUCCCCACUAGCCCUGCCCACCUCGGUCUGCCGGCCAAUUACAGUAGGGACCGCAGGGGUGUGAUUGGAGACUUGUUUUCCCUCUCUUCGAAUCAACACGGUUUAGCAUCAGACUCAGUUAGUGGCGGUCCCCUGCACAGGUAUGUGAGGAGCGAUGGUGGUAAUGUCACUGGACCCAGCACUGUCACUAGACCUGUGCCUUCCCCCACCAUCACAACAACAACAUCUUCCCCUUCCACCACCCCCACUACAACAGCCAGCUCAAAACCUCCCUCAAAUCUAACCACAACCAAACCAACCACCACAACCAUUCCCAAAGUCUACCACAUGAUCUCCAACCACGACCAGGUGGAGACCAUCUUCCUCCUGAUCCUGCUAGUCAUCAUCAUCGGCGAGUUCUUCAGCGCUCCGGCUGUCACCAUAGUGGACACGCGCACCCUGCAGUACCUGGGCCCCCACCAGGACCGCUACGGCCUGCAGAGGAUGUGGGGCUCCCUGGGCUGGGGCCUGGCCAUGCUCUGCGUAGGCAUCUGGAUCGACCACACCCACAUCAAGCUCUUCAUCCAGGGCACUGGCUGCAUCGUGCCCGACUACAAGAACUAUCAGAUAGCCUUUAUUGUCUUUGGAGUCCUGAUGGCCGUAGCUUUGAUAUUGUCCACACAGUUUUACUUUGAGAGUAGUACUAGUGACCACCGGCCAAUGGAGGCUCAGCUGGAGGAGGAUAAGAGACAGGAGGCAGAAUCUCCUCAAAUGUCCAGUGACGUUUCAUCUCCCGAAGGGCAUGCGGUGGAAUCGUUAGAACCCCAAAGUGUCGUCAGCCAACCGUUUCGUUAUCAGGACCUCAUUCGGCUGCUGUGUAGCGUGCAGUACGGCUCAGUGCUCUUCGUGGCCUGGUUUAUGGGAUUCGGCUACGGCUUUGUGUUCACGUUCCUCUACUGGCACCUGGAGGACCUGAAAGGGACCACCACGCUAUUUGGAGUGUGCUCGGUGCUGAGCCACAUCUCAGAGCUGGUUGCCUACUUCACCAGCCACAAGCUCAUCGAGCUGGUUGGCCAUAUAAGGGUGCUGUACAUCGGUCUGGCCUGCAACACGGCUCGUUUCCUGUACAUCUCCUACCUGGAGGACGCCUGGAUCGUCCUGCCCAUGGAGGUCCUUCAAGGUGUGACCCAUGCCUCAGUGUGGGCAGCCUGUAUCUCCUACCUCAGUGCUGCAGUGCGUCCAGAGCUGAGGACCUCUGCCCAGGGUAUCCUCCAGGGCCUGCACCUAGGGCUGGGCCGGGGCUGUGGCGCCAUGGUGGGGGGAGGCUUCGUCAGUGUUUUUGGAGCGGCCCACACCUUCAGAGGGAUAGGAAUGGUGUCCCUCGUCAUCCUCCUCCUCUUCGCUCUCAUCCAGUGGCUGGCUGUGCAGAGUGGGAACAAAGAUCCCAGAAUGCUGGCGGAGAACAUCCCAGUCCCCUCCAGCCCUUUUCCCAUAGCGACCAUAGACAUUAUCCAAUCAAAUAACGGAGCCGCCACAAUGACACCACCGAGGAAGACCAAGCACCAGGAGGAUUUGAGCGAGCCUGCCUGGGUGGUGUCCGCCUCGCCCUGGGUCUCCCUGGCCUUCGCCCUGCACCAGAUCAGAGAGAUGGCUACCAUUGCCAGGAGUAGCCCUGCCAACAACCAUCCGCCGCUGCAGGAGAUAAAUGAGAUCGGCACAGAUGAACCAACUGAUCCCAGUGCCCAUCCUUUCCUUAGAACCUCCCCAGGCUGGUCCCUCUCAAGUGGGACCCGCUCUCUGACCAGGACCCCCCCCCCCCCUACGCCUGCUGAUCAACCAACCCUCUCCACGGGCCAACACACAGUAGGGGACUGGAAAGAGGGGACACGUUGCACAUUGAGGAACUGCCCUAAAAUGUUUUCGUUCCAAGCAACACCAAGUCAAAGCCCAUCCAUGCACAGCUGGGAAGUAAAGAUAAAAGAGUUAAGGAGUAUGAUUUAUACAGACUGGACAGGAGAGAAAUACUGACCAAAAUGAAGGAGGUUGAAUUCGUCCUCCUAGCAAGACAGGUCUUAACCAGCUGAGGAAAAACUCUUUGACCGAUCUAUUGUUACUCUGUCAAGUGGACAUCAAACGAGUAACAGAGUCGUAUUUAUUUUGCUCAUCCUGGAAAUCUGGGAUAGUGGGUUCGAUUGAAUAAGGCUCCAUUUGUCUCGCUGGCCAUCGAAGUGCCUGAGCCGCGGUGCUGUUGUAGGUCGGUGAUUCACACUCCUGUAGCAGUGCCACACUGAAUCCAAAACGCUGUGUGUAAUGGCUGCUUUGCUUGAUGUGGACUGUAGAGAUUCCUCUUUACAUCAAGUUUAGGUGCCAAUUCAAUAGGCGAACGUUGUGUAACGUUGCAGAUAGCAAUGUUAUUAAUGUAACUGGUUGGAUUACUUAUUCUACAUGUCAGAGAGACGUGUGUUCUGAGGUUGGUGGCACCUUAAAUGGAGAGGGCUCAUGGUAAUGACUGGAGUGGAAUCAGUGGAUCGGUAUCAUAUAUAUCAAACACAUGGUUUCCAUGGUUUCCAGGUGUUUGAUGCCGUUCCAUUUGGUCCGUUCCAGACAUUAUUAUGAGCCGUCCUCCCCUCAGCAGCCUCCACUGUUCUACAUACUAUGUUGAUAUCCGCCUGUUCCCACAACUUUGUGCUCUCUUGAAAGAGGCCCCGCUUUUAUAUGUAAAUGUUUACUGUGUCUAGUGACGAGUCUACCACCUCGGGGCGGCAGCGUAGCCUAGUGGUUAGAGCGUUGGACUAGUAACCGGAAGGUUGCAAGUUCAAACCCCCGAGCUGACAUGGUACAAAUCUGUCGUUCUGCCCCUGAACAGGCAGUUAACCCACUGUUCCUAGGCCGUCAUUGAAAAUAAGAUGUUGUUCUUAACUGACUUGCCUAGUUAGAUAAAGGUUAAAUAAAAUAAAAAAAUAUCAGCCACUGAUGCUGUGGAAGAAUAGAUACGUAAAAGGGUUUAUGAUAUCCACCAGGCUUUUAGGGUCUGUAAUUACUACAAACUAUAACACCAUGAGUUCUGUAGAGACUUUCUAUAUGUAUUGAUAAUGUGUCUUCAGGCCAAGAUGUCUAAACGUCAAAUAUUUCACUAUGAUCAUAUUUAGACAGAAAUAAUUGUCAAUGAUAUCAAACUGCUUUCCUCCCAAGGGACUAUCUAAAACAGUUGUAUUGUAAUGACCAUUUCACAUGCCUUGUCUGCUGUCUUCUACCUGAAAACUAAUACUCCUGGUGCACUGUGGCCUUUAUCUUUUCAAGGUGAAACAACAGUUUGCAAGACGUCACUGGAAAAGUUUUUUUUUACUACCACUUUGUUUUUUAAACUACCAAAAAUGUAUCCUUGUAAUUUAAUAUGAAGAACAUGCACCAAAUCUGAAAUCACUUUAAUGCUGUUUGAUAUAAAAUAUAUGUAAAAAAUAAAUAAAAAUCAAGCAUAGGCAUA